AUGUACCCGCCAGAGGGGGCGCCACGCCGGAGCCGUGCCUCUGGAUGGCGACAGAGACGGCUGGGCGCUCCCGCAGCCUGGGCACCGCGCGGGGAGACCGGGCCCGGGCAGCCGGAAGUUUGCAGACUUGCGCCGCUUGGCCCGCAGGCCCUUGGCGUCCCCAUCCUUCCAGGCCCAGCCUCCCACCCUGGGACUCCAGAUGGCGCCUGGGGUGGGGGCACCGGAGUUUAUCCAGUUAAUUAUCACCUGCAAAGCUGGUUCGUUCCUCCGAACAAGCUGAGGACAGAGAACGUGCACAUUUUGAGGUUUCAUCUGUUGCCUUUUCCUUUUGAUAUUUUCGUCGCAGGACUCCAUCCAGAGUCCCACGUGACCAAGUCACCAUGUCUCCUGAGGCUCCUCUGGGCUGUGACCGUUUCUCAGACUUUCCUUGUUUUCGAUGACCUUGAUAGGAUUCAACUGGGCUUGGGGAGGAAGACCACGGAGGGAAAGUGCCCCUCAUCACAUCACGUCAGGGCCCCUGCUGGCACCGUGACUGGUCACUGGGAUGCCAACCUUGAUCACCUGGCCGAGAUUGGUCCAGCGGUGGCCCUGGGGGCUCUUCCAGCGUUCCCUGCAUCCCUUUGUCACACCCUCAUGGGUGUAGAUGUUUCUUCUUUAGCACUUUCAUGAAGUAUUUAAAGUGAUGUUUCAUCCAUCUAUCCACCUGUCUGCACAGCAGAGCAGUGGAUGGGGACCUGGGGGGGCUGGGUGCCUGGAGUCAGGGCAGCCCCAGGAAAGUUGCAGCUGGCUGAUGGCUUAGACAGGAUGGGCGGCCUUAUUAUAGAUGAAAUUAGAUUUUCUGCUGGCUCUCCUCCAGCUUUAUGAGAUAUAAUUGUCAUAUAACGUUGUGUAAGCUUAAUGUGUGCAACAUCGUGAUUUUAUGUGUGUGUGUGUUGCAAACUGAUUAUCAUAAUAACAUUAGAGGUGCCUCAAAAAAUUAGAUAGGCCUGCCCUCCGACCUAGCAGUCCCACCUCUGGGCGUGUGUUGAAAGAGACUGAAAUCAGAAGUGGAAAGAGACGCCUGCACCCCAUGUUCACUGCAGCAGCAUUUUCUACAGCCAAGACAUGGAAGCAACCCAGCUGCCCAGCGACGGAUGAGUGGAUGGAGGAAACGUGGUCUGUAUAUACAAUGGAAAGUCAUUCAGCCUCGAGGAAGAAGAAAAUCAUGCCAUUGCGACGCCAUGGAUGGACACCGAGGGCAUUUUGCUAAAGGAAAUAAGCCAGACAAAGAAAUGCCGUGUGAUGUCACUUACAUGUGGGGUCUGAAAAAGCCAGUCAUAGAUACAGAGAACAUGAUGAGAUGAGACCCCCGGGUGCAGGCCCAGGUUGGGGUGGCUGCUCUGGCCCAUCACUGGGGGGGGCGGACGGGGGGGUCCUCAGGUGAGUGUCUGCAGGGCCUGCUUUCCAGGUGCUUCUAUCUGGACAGUGACUGGGGUGAUCUCUCUUCUCUAUCACAGUUUUUUAUGUGACGGUUGGGGGAGGACAGUAUUACAGGUUUCACCCUGAUUUUUAGAGCCCUGGGGGUUCAGGGAAGGGCCAUGGCCUCCACAGAAGAGGGAAGAAGGGGUGGAUUUGAGGGGCUGAGGGUCCCCCCCUCUCGUCGAGGAGGCAACUUCUGUUUCCUCUGAGCGCUGAGCUUUCCCGACACUUCACCGGGAAGAACUCCAAGGCAACAGCCCCGACUGCCUCCGGAGGCUUCGGUCACUCUGCAGUGGGCCCCAGACCCCUUGCUGCUCAGCCUUUGUCCCUCAACUUCCGUCAGCACCAUCCCGAUUGGAUUCUCCUGUAGGGGAACCGCCCCCCUUCUUUGCCGGUGUGUUCUGAGGGGAGCUGGUCCCUCUCCUAACCCCACAGUUGGCAGGACUCCCACCUGGAGCCAGGGAUCGGUUCCACGAUGAGCCAGUCAGUGCUGGAGCUUUUGCAGAAAUUACUGGAAAGGAGCACUGUUUGUUCCCUGGCGCCUCACACGUGUGGGACACCUGCCCGGGGCUGUCGAGAGGCACCUCAUGGAGAGGUCCGGCCUAAGGACCGAGUCCCCAUGAGCCUCCGGCGGGGACAUGGAGGGGCUGCAGAGAGUGUGGGUCAGCCCUUGGUCUCUAAGCCGGGCGUCCUCCUGAGGGAGCACUUUUGUUUUCCUUGCAACUGUGAAAAUAUGUUUCCCUUUAGGGAGAAGUGGGCUUGAGUGAGGUCCAUGAGGCCCAAUGAAAGGUUCUCACCUGACAAAGAUGGAGCCCAGGAUUAGCUCCGAGACAUAGAGGCGACAGGCAUAGAGAAGCAACCACUCAGCCCUUGCUGGCCAGUCCUGUCCUCACAUCCUCGCUGAGGACCUCCCUCACUCCUGCUGGCCCUGCGGCCCCAGGGUGCUGACAUCCCCGUCACAUGUCCUGGCUUGCACACAGACCAGGGUCCUCCCGCCAGGACCAGUGACCAGUCCUGGAGCUGGGCCACGGCCUCCCAGGCCACUAUCAGGGGGAGAGCCGCCCGGGCCCCACACCAUGAAGUCCCGUCCGCCUGGCCCUGCCUGGGACGUGUCCUCGGAGCCUGUUUCACUUCUUGGACUUGGAGACCCAGAGAUUUAUGGGCCAGAGCCUUUUCCAGGGGAGCUGUCUUUUGAAUUAUCGUGUAAUUAAGAUGCUAAUGGCUGUUUAUAGAACCUCUCCUCCCAGUCCAGCUACUUUCUGAAUAAUAAGGAUGUCCCCUUUGUUAUGGUGGAAAAUAGCAUUGAGAGCAAAAUCCUUCAUUAAAUCACUGUUUGCAUUUUUUUUUCAUACACUAAAAAGGAAUUUAGUAAUGCUCA
Molecule: messenger RNA, 2836 nt
Organism: Hipposideros armiger (great roundleaf bat)
Lineage: Eukaryota; Metazoa; Chordata; Mammalia; Chiroptera; Hipposideridae
Exons: 6
Coding region: 1-669 (222 amino acids)
Source: RefSeq, a predicted model, not a curated record